Penicillium mononematosum is the source of this 756-nucleotide messenger RNA. RefSeq names its product SDR family oxidoreductase. Bases 1 to 756 code for a protein of 251 amino acids. The record is from RefSeq and is a predicted model, not a curated record. The transcript has 5 exons. Lineage: Eukaryota; Fungi; Ascomycota; Eurotiomycetes; Eurotiales; Aspergillaceae.
AUGCCUACCACUGUUCUGAUCACAGGCGGAAACCGCGGUCUUGGCAAAGGGCUCGCAGCUACUUACCUAUCUACCCCAGACACCACAGUGAUAGCGACGGUCCGCGACCCAUCCAAGUCCGAGUCUCUUUCUGCUCUUCCUAAGGCCUCGGGAUCCAGCCUACUUGUUGUCAAGCUCGAAAUAACAUCUACGGACACCAUAACCGCGGCUAUAGACACGUUGAAGAUGCACAAUAUUGGUGCUCUCGACAUUGUCAUUGCAAAUGCCGGCAUCUCUGGGCCGACCCACAGUCUAGCUGAAGCACCCGUCUCUGAGCUCCAAAAGUACAUUGAUGUGAAUGCAUACGGCCCCUUUGAGCUAGUAAAAGCUGUGUUCCCUCUGCUACGACCUUCCAGUCCGGGGAAAAAGGCAAAAUUUGUCUACAUCUCGAGCGCCGGCGGAAGUUUGGCGGCCAUGUACAACUUCAUGCCUAUCUCCGCAUACGGGGCGAGCAAGGCUCUAGCUAAUUUCCUUUUCAAAUGGCUGGCGCUGGAUAAUAAGGAUGUGAUUAUUUGGGCACAAAAUCCUGGAAACGUGGAUACCGAUAUGGCUCGGGAUGGUCUAGAUCUCGCAAAGGGUUUAGGAUUCGAUCUGUCUUCACUGUCGUUCACCUCUCCCGAAGAAAGUGCGCGUGCGAUAAAGAAAGUGAUUGACGGUGCGACUCCGGAGAUGAGUGGGAAGUUCCUCGACCACGAUGGCUCUGAGUUGGCAUGGUAG